Messenger RNA from Camellia sinensis, 1279 nucleotides. RefSeq names its product Glutaredoxin family protein. The record is from RefSeq and is a predicted model, not a curated record. NCBI's taxonomy places the organism in Eukaryota, Viridiplantae, Streptophyta, Magnoliopsida, Ericales, Theaceae.
UAUCCAGACCUUUUGUCCCACACUCCCAUUCACUCUCCUCUUCCCUAUUAGUUUCUCGGACAAACACUCCUUCUGUCUCCGUUUUUUUCCCUCCCUUAGAUUUCGAAUUUUGAAAAAACAAAUGGGUUGUGUUUCGUCGACUCUGCUCAACCACGACGACGAUUUCAGCCAAAUCGGAAGCUCAUCGCUGGGUCACCACAUCGUCUCUCUCACCUCUACCACCUAUGGCCUCUUAUCCCUCGACCCUCCUCCUCCCUCCUCCGACUCCCACACCACUCCUCCUCCUCGGAUCACCCUGGGCUCACUCUUCCCAAGCCCACUCUCCGAACCCAGAUCCCUCCGUUUCGAACCCCCAGAGGUCAUCAACUCCUGGGAGCUCAUGGCCGGACUCGACCCCAUCACCGACAGCUUCCGAUUCUCUCCCCUCCCCCAAACACCACCCCCCAGACCCUUUCCCCCAUUCAAAGAUCACAACAACAAAGAAAACUCAAUCCCUAACUUUCCUGUUCGUUCCGUCGACAAAUCAAGAGUUCUGAAGCCGUUAAACGACCAAGUCCGGCGACCAGCGUCUAAGUACUCGCUAGAUGGGUUUGAGAAGCUGUGCCCACCAAACGGGGAAAGCAGAGUGGUCAUCUACACGACCACACUGAGGGGAGUAAGGCAGACAUUCGAGGCGUGCAAUGCGGUGAGGAUGGCGAUGGAAGGACUUGGCGUGUUGGUGUGCGAGAGGGACAUAUCGAUGGACAGAGGAUUCAGAGAGGAGCUGACAGAGCUAAUGAAGGGGAAAGAAAGCAGCAGCAGCCAAUUGGUUCCCCCUAGGGUGUUUGUGAAAGGGAGGUAUGUGGGUGGAGUUGAAGAGAUUAUGAGGAUUGUGGAAGAUGGUUGUUUAGGGGAAUUGCUGGAAGGUUUGCCUAAAUUGAAGGUUGGGUCCGUUUGUGAGGGCUGUGGGGGUGUUAGGUUCUUGCCCUGUUUUAGCUGUAAUGGGAGUUGUAAGAUGGUAAUGGUAGUGAAAGAAGAGAUGAGCAUGAGCACCCAAAACCACGGCAAGACUGUUGUGGUGAGGUGCCCUGACUGUAAUGAAAAUGGUUUGGUUCUCUGCCCCAUCUGUAGCUGAUCCAAGCACUCAACUGUGAGGCUUCUUCUUCUUCAGGGUCGGUUUUCUAUGUCCUUCAUUUCUAUCGUUGAUGAACAGAAAUGAUAUAUGUAUUUUCAAAAAAAUAAUAUUUAUUGUGUGAUGUAGAAUUAAAUUUGAUAUGAUAUUAGUUAUAUUUAGAAUGAA